CAUUGUACAGGAUCAAGUUUUUGUUAUAUGUAGGCUCUCUCUCACACACACACACACACACGAACGCACGCAUACAUCCCAACAAAAAUUUGACCCUGUACCAUUGCAAGAGCGCGUGCGCGCACACAAUCACACACACAAGAGUAAUUCCUUUACUCCUUGCUAUGGCCAUCUGGAUGUAGGUAGACACACCAGGGGUAGCCUUGCUGAUGGCAUAUAAUCAUCCACUGCUGCUAUUGAAGCCAACAUCCCCUAACAGCCGUCCAGCAGCAUCAACGCCAGCCUUUGGUCCAGAUAAUACUUACUGGUCAUUUAAAAUUUCACGUGUUUCCACCGUCCUCUCUCUCUCUCUUUCUUUCACAUACAUAUAUAUAUCUACGUACGUGCAAGCAGUCACACCAUUCAUGGUUCGCACUACACAAAACAAAACAAAUAAAUGAAUAAAAAAAAAUUUAAAAAAGCGAGAUUUUGUGACGUCAGAAGGUAACGAAUUCAUCACCCGCUCAGGACUUCAGCCAGUGUCACUUUCCGGUCAGUCGCUCAUAAAAUAUAUAUAUAUAUAAGAGAAAGUGGCCAGUCCCGAGUGAAAAUGGCGGAUUCGGCAACAGCAAAAGUGGAAAGAGAAAAAGUUGGGCUCUUACAAGAAUUUUCUGCAGAAUUGCCGGACGAUGAAUAUACUUGCAGACUGCAUUCGAUUUUGACUAUCGAAGAUAAUAAUAUUGCUGUGAUUGAUUUCAACAACAAGCGAUUGAAAUUGUUCAAUCAGUCGGGUGGGUUUUUACACAGUGUUGAAUUUGACCACCAUCCUCGUCGCGCUUGUCUGACCCCCACCAAGGAUAUUAUCGUCACCCUCAAGGGAAUCAGUCAGCUCGCCAUGAUUCAAUAUAUCGAUCACCAAUUACGUAUAACCAAUACAAUUCAGACUGACAAGGAAUACAUCGAUAUCGAUGCUAUCGACCACAAGAGGUUAGUCGCGAACAUGUGCGGCUACAUCGAUGUUCUGAAUUACGAAGGAAAAGUGUUAAACCGAAUAAACCACUACAUCGGUGAAGGAACAGAAGGUCUUCGUGUGAAAUUUCCGUCGUCUCUUAGAACCAGGAAUAAUCUCCUUUAUACAACAGAAGUUCGCUACAACGGAGACAGGAGCCUCGGCUUGCAGUGUAUGAUUUGUUGUGACCUGUUUGGUAAGGCCAUAUUCGUAUAUAAAGGUCCGAAGGAGCCUCUGUUGUUUCCUUGCGGAGUCACCCUCGACAAGUAUGGCAAUAUUUACAUAGCUUGUCGAGUGACCAGCAGAAUUUAUAAAAUAGAACCAAACGGUUCGAUGGAAAGCUUGCUUUUGUCCAAGUCUGACGGAUUAUCUCAACCAUGGUGCAUGUGGGUCACUGAAAACAUGAGGCUUAUCUUUACUGAAUACGAAUCCAGCAUAAUUCGAAUGUUCCAGUUGCCUCCGAAAUAAUUUUAACAUUCAAAUCGAAACCAACUUCGGUCAACCUCCACCAGAUGUGCAAAUUUUAUUCUUUUUCUUUCUUCAUACAAAUACAUUAUUUCUUUCAAUUAUCUGAUUUUAAAAU
Molecule: messenger RNA, 1571 nt
Organism: Octopus sinensis (East Asian common octopus)
Lineage: Eukaryota; Metazoa; Mollusca; Cephalopoda; Octopoda; Octopodidae
Product: E3 ubiquitin-protein ligase TRIM56-like
Exons: 1
Coding region: 590-1456 (288 amino acids)
Source: RefSeq, a predicted model, not a curated record